Molecule: messenger RNA, 1777 nt
Organism: Uranotaenia lowii
Lineage: Eukaryota; Metazoa; Arthropoda; Insecta; Diptera; Culicidae
Product: apyrase-like
Exons: 3
Coding region: 122-1762 (546 amino acids)
Biological process (GO): AMP catabolic process
Cellular component (GO): plasma membrane
Molecular function (GO): 5'-nucleotidase activity; nucleotide binding; metal ion binding
Source: RefSeq, a predicted model, not a curated record
CAGUCAGUUGUUCGCUACCGGCGCGCGGACUCAGACGCAUCGGGGCUUCUUGGGUUUAGAAUUUGUAGAGUAGUUUCAUUUAUUCGUUUGUAACAACUUGUGUUAAGGUUAUUCGGUAGUGAUGAGAGUGAAUUGCGUAUUGUUUCUGUUGCUGCUGGCAGGUGUUGCCGUUAGUGGUCAGGGUAAUUUGUAUGAACUAUCGAUUAUACACAUCAAUGAUUUUCACGCGCGCUUCGAGGAAGUCAAUACGGCCAGUACCAGCUGUAAUAGGGCGGCCGGAGAUGUUUGCGUAGGCGGAUAUGCGCGAACGGUGACCGUUGUUAAAGAUCUGCUGACCAAACGAACCAAUCCGUUGUACCUGAAUGCGGGGGACAAUUUUCAGGGAACUUUGUGGUACAACAUCCAUCGAUGGAACGCCACGGUAGAGUUCCUAAAUAUGCUUCCGGCCGAUGCCAUGACUAUUGGCAAUCACGAAUUUGAUCAUGGUGUGGAAGGGGUGGUUCCUUUUCUGAAUAACAUUAACUCCCCGGUGCUUUUGGUCAAUGUGGACAACUCCAAGGAGCCGGAGUUCAAAAAAUUCCAAAAAUCAAUGAUAAUCGAGCGAAAUGGACGCAAGAUCGGUAUCAUCGGUGUCAUUCUGAAAACCACAGACAAUAUCGCAAACACCGGGGACCUUCGAUUUGCAGAUGAAACUCAAACGGUUCGAGCAGAAGCAGAAGCUCUGAAGGAGCAAGGCGCCAACAUCAUUAUCGUGCUGUCCCACUGUGGUUUGGAUGUGGACGAAAUAAUUGCAGCCGGUGCCGGACCAGACAUCGACAUCAUUGUCGGAGGCCAUUCGCACACAUUUCUCUAUACCGGGGAUCACCCAUCGAUUCCGGGUGUCGCCCAGGGGGAGUACCCAACGAUCGUCACUCAACCAGGCAACGGUCAUAAAGUGUUGAUCGUGCAGGCUGCAGCCUACACCAAAUUUGUCGGAGACAUUCGGCUGUUCUUCGAUGACGCCGGCAUCAUUCAGCGCUGGGAGGGCAAUCCGGUUUAUUUGGGACAUGAUGUGGUGCCAGAUCCAGACAUCGUUCAAGCUCUAAUUCCGUGGAAGGAAGCUGUAGACAUACAGGGAAACCGCCGAAUCGGCAACUCAACGGUCGAUCUGCUCAAAUCGAACUGCAACUAUGGCGAAUGUAAUUUGGGCAGUUUCAUAGCCGAUUCGAUGGUGGCGGCCUUCAUCCCGGCAGCUGAACCAGGCCACUGGACCUACGCUGCCGUCGCUGUGGUUGCUGUCGGUGGAAUUCGUGUCAGCAUGUUUAAAGGAGAUCUAAACUUCAAAAACCUCAUCGAAGUGUUGCCGUUCGAAAAUUCUUUGGUGUGCGUAGAUCUUCGAGGUGACCAACUGCUUGCCGUAUUGGAGUACUCGGUGGAGAAAUCCUGGGACGUGGAUAAGUUCAACGGAGCCAACAUGUUGCAGGUUGCCGGUCUUCGAGUCGAAUACAACGUGACAAAUCCAAUCGGCAACCGAGUCACCGCGGUGCACGUUCGGUGCUACGACUGUCAAGUGCCUCGAUACGAUGACCUCAAGCCACUCAAGUUCUAUCGGGUGGUAACAAAUUCUUUCAUUGCCGGUGGAGGGGAUGGAUUCGAGGUGUUCCCUCGAUUCGGGCGCAACAAGCGAAUCGGACCCGUUGAUGUGCAAGCCUUCGAAGAUUAUAUUGCCUCAAAAUCUCCCAUCAUACAGGGUAUCGAGGGUAGGAUUAAGGUGCACACUUGAAAAGGGUCAGUGUGU